AUGAGAUAUAAAAUUCAGUACAUCAAAACGGUACUACAGACGCCCCAUGGCCAGUCAGGCUUCCACAACAUAAGCCAGGAAAUGAUUGAUACAAAAGUGGUGGAAAGACAGCCUUCGAUAUUCGACAAGUUACAGGGAAACAGCCUCCUUAGCGGCCCGAUGCAGCUUAGGGUAGGUCAAAGUAACCUUCAACAUAGCAAUGGUGCCACGGCGGAGCUGAUGGCUACAUUUGCUGGAAGGACUAAUGAAAUAAUACUUAUCCAAAAGCCUUAUUGUUACAAACAGCGGAUACCGGAGUUGGAGGCUGUGACCUUCAGCCUAGUGUCAGGUCAGGAGGCAUCUCCAACGGCAGUCAUCCUAACGGAAAUGAGUGUUAGUAACCAUCGACUUAAUUACAUAGAUAUAGGCCAAAGACUUGAGACAAUAUCACAUACGGCUCUGCUUGUGCCACCAGCGAAUGGUCAGAAGAAAUGGUACGACGAGCAUCAGUAUUCAACAGGUUGCAUUCAGCAACACAGCAUGGAUAGUAAAGAUAAUUUUAAAGCAAGGAAGGUCAGUCGUCCCACCAUUGUGACUAAAAGAUCAACAAUGGAAAGAAAAUUUAUUAAAAACCAUAUUCCUGUAUUUUUAAUGAUAAUAAUCAACCAAUCUCUAGUGAUCUUACUUGCAGAAAAACAUGUUCAUCCUUUGGAUGUAAAAAAGAAGCAUGGCCAAGCAGAAAAAAGCACUAAUGACAAGAGAGAGCAAGAAAAGAGGGAAAAGGUGGAACAACGAGUAAGAAAGUAUAGGGAAGCACUAAAAAGUAAUCUAGAAAGAUAUGAAGAGGCUAAAAGGCUAGAGAGAGAAAGAUACCAAAGAAGGAAGGAACAGGGCAAAAUAAAAUCCAUCAAUGAUCUGACCCCUCGGCAGCAGAGAAAAUUACGAAAAGACUGGAGAGCUAGAAGUAAAAAAGUUACGACAAGUUACGACAGGAACCCGUGCAGGGAAAUGUGGAGGGUUUGGGAACAAUGCGGCCGCACUCGAUGCGUGAGAAUUCUGUGCAAACCCCUACGCACCAAAAUAUUCCGGAGACGCCAACAUCAGCAAUAUUGACAGCAGGUUAAAGAAGAUUAAGAAGAAAUAGAAGAAAGUUGAGAUUCGAGAUUCAAAAACUAAAGAAAGAACUUAAAAGAGAAAAAGCUAAGAAAGAAAAAUACAAGUAGAGGCUUUAUAGAAAUCGUAACCCAGACAAAGAUUCCCCAAACUCUAACGUUCAGAGAAUGAUUGAUGACAAAAGAAUUUCAAAUGAGAUUAAACAACCCUUACUUUUUGGGGCAGUUUUGUCUACCCAAAUAAAAGAAAUGAAUUUUCAAAAAAUAAUAGAGAAGAAAGAAGGAAUCUGAUGGCGGCUGUUUCAGGAAGAGUAAUAAAAAAUACCGUUUUCAAGAAAGACUUAAGAUGUUAGUACCUAAGCGUUUCAAAUAUAAUAAGAAAAACAGCAGAAUUUUCGAUCGUAUAUGGACAGAGGUUCGAAGAAAAAUCAUACAUUUUUAUGAAAAUGAUGACUCAAGCCGAAUAUGCCCAGGAAAAAAGUAAACGAUAACAUUUAAAAAAGUAAAACAACAGAAGAGGUAUUUGAACUACUCUCUGAAAGAUCUAUAUGGCAAAUUUAGCUGUACUUAUCCAGACAAAAAGGUAAGCUACAGCUUCUUCUGUAAGAUGCGACCUUUUUGGGUGGUUCCAUUGAAGGUUAAAGAUCGUGACACAUGUUUUUGUGAAACUCACGUCAAUUUCCAGUAUGUGGUUUCGAAAUUAUAAUUUUACAACAUUAUUAAAUAAAAUAGCUGCAACGAAAUUAUCAAAAAGAUAACGUGCUCCGCUGAAGACAAAAUCAAGGAAGCAUGCUUAAAAAGAAAAUGUCCUGAAUGUUUAC
Messenger RNA from Acanthoscelides obtectus, 1912 nucleotides. The record is from the annotation of a GenBank genome assembly. Lineage: Eukaryota; Metazoa; Arthropoda; Insecta; Coleoptera; Chrysomelidae.